This is a messenger RNA of Pelodiscus sinensis (Chinese soft-shelled turtle), 2213 nucleotides long. NCBI's taxonomy places the organism in Eukaryota, Metazoa, Chordata, Testudines, Trionychidae. The record is from RefSeq and is a predicted model, not a curated record.
UGAUUACAACAUAUUAUGACACAUUGCACCCACUGCCUUCCCACAUCAGGCUUCAAGUGUGAAAACUUUGUCACAGAUAGCACUUUCAAAAUGCAAUCAAUGGAAACAGUAUUACAGAAUGGCACAGAAACCUUUAACCUCUGGGAAGACCCUCCUCCCCCAGUCUAUAUGCAGUUCUAUUUUUUUAACGUGACCAACCCAUUAGAAGUGGUCAAUGGAGAUAUGCCUUUUGUGGAAGAAAUAGGGCCGUACACCUACAGAGAGUACAGGCCAAGAGCAAAUGUUCAUAUUUUGGACAAUGACACCAGAGUUUCUUCUGUGAACCCAAAGACGUAUGUGUUUGAACCGGAGAUGUCUGUUGGAGACCCUGAAGUUGAUCUGAUCAGGACAGUAAACAUUCCUGCAGUGACUGCCAUGGAACAGACCAAAUCAACUUCUCUCCAGUUUCCCGUAGAGGUGCUCCUAAUCUUGUACCAAGAACACCUGUUUAUGACACACACUGUCCAUGAGUUGUUAUGGGGCUACAAAGACAAACUUUUGACAACCCUUCAUAUGUUUCGUCCGGAGAUUGAUCCCAUGUUUGGCCUGUUCAAUAAGAUGAACGGAACGGAUGACGGCGAGUAUGUGGUUCUCAGUGGGAAGAAGAACUACCUUAACUUCUCGAAGAUUGUGCAGUGGAGAGGAAAAGAGUCGCUGGACUGGUGGACCACAGAGUCAUGUAAUAUGAUCAAUGGGACAGAUGGGAGUACUUUCCACCCAUUGAUAAGCACAGAUGAAACUAUCUAUGUCUUUUCUUCUGACUUCUGCAGAUCGCUGUAUGUGACUUUUGAUAGCUAUGUGAGUGUCUCUGGAAUCUCUGCCUAUCGCUUUGUGCCCCCUCCCAUGGUGUUUGCCAAUGUGUCAGUGAACCCAGACAAUGCAGGAUUCUGUGUGCCCGCGGGAAACUGCCACGGCUCGGGUGUCCUGAACGUCAGCGCCUGCAAGCAAGGUGCCCCAAUAUUUUUAUCAGCCCCGCAUUUUUACCAGGCAGAUGAGAAGUAUAUUAAGGACAUUCAGGGCAUGCAUCCCAGAAAGGAGGAUCAUGAAACAUUUCUGGACAUCAAUCCUCUGACAGGGAUACUUGUACAAGCAGCCAAGCGAUUGCAGAUCAAUGUUCUCGUCAGACAUCUAGAUGGAUUCAUCGAAACGGGAAGUGUCCGAACUCUGAUUUUCCCCGUGGUGCAUGUAAAUGAGAGUACUCUGAUUGAUGAAGCAUCUGCCAAAAAACUGAAGAGUGUUCUGUUUGAAGCCACGGUUGUAUCCAGCAUCCCCUUCAUAAUCAUGGCAUUGGGAAUUAUUUUGGGGAUUGUUUUCAUUGUGCUUGUAUGCAGGCCCCCUGGAUCAAGGGAAGAGGCUAGAGAAGUGUUAAUAGACCCAGAAUAAGUGCACGCAGACAAAGCUAUGCAGCCAGUUUAAGAUGCAUGGUAAGAGUUCUGAAGAAGAAAGGGCUCCACUCAUCAGGACAUCCUAAUACUCUUUUCUUCCCGGUCACAUGUGAAGUUGGUGAAUAAACUAUGCAAGUUGAUCUAAUACCGAACAUUACCCGGCAUUUGGCGCUGUCUAAAAACCACCAUGCUAAUUAUAAUUAUUUGUAGUGCAGGGCUGGGAAAAACUAAAAUGCUAGUGAGUGAAGAAACUUUUCUUCCCAGCUGCUAAAUAAGUUUUAAAACAGAUUUUAAAAUGGCUUGAGAUCCUGCUUUAUUAACUAGUGUUUAAUAUUCCCAGUGUUGUUUUAAUCUGAAAGCCAUAAAAGCUCAGAACCACUAUAUCAGUGAGAGUAAAAUACCUUGAUUCAUGUAUUAGAAUUACUUGGGGUAAACUUUGCAAAAGGACCUGAGUGAUGUGAGCUCCUAAAUUCCUUUUGAAAGUGGAAUUUAGGCAUGUUUGAAAAGAUGGCCCUGGAUCUAAUCUUGUCUUUUGUGUAGAGUAAACUUGGCUAUUUAACAGAGUGUGAAUGGAUUUUUUUAGCAGUUAUUCAUAAUGCCUUUCUCCUCCAAAACUGUUUUGAGAAUCUAAGCCAAAAUGGUAAGUGAGACCUAUUUAAUCAUUAGUUUGCAAUCAAUAAGCUAAGUGCUUUGUGACAUGUUUUUGUACAGCACUUUGAUCUGUCCCAAUAUUGUUUGAAAUCCCAUUGUGUGGUAUCAAUAAAAUGCCCUAGCAGGUAUUUAAUUAUA